This is a messenger RNA of Cornus florida, 2563 nucleotides long. Its product is annotated as protein RETICULATA-RELATED 5, chloroplastic-like. Lineage: Eukaryota; Viridiplantae; Streptophyta; Magnoliopsida; Cornales; Cornaceae. The transcript has 7 exons. The coding region runs from base 68 to 2332 and encodes 754 amino acids. The record is from RefSeq and is a predicted model, not a curated record.
UGGACAGUAUGUUUGCUGACCUUUUGGCAACAUUAUUCUCAGCAGCUGGACCUGGAAAGUGGAAGAAAUGAAGCCCCACACGCACACGCACACUCACCGAGGCUUCAGUUUCAAAGCACCACUUCAUUUACACACCGCUCGCCGUAGUGUCUCUGUUCCACUCGAACACCGUCUCCGGCGACGAUUCUCGCCGGAAAACCAUGCUUUCAGCUGUAUUUCAACUAAAAGGAACCGGCACGUUGUUCUCGCCGCCGGUCGUCGUCAGAAUCCACCAGAAGAAGCGGAACAUGUCGACGGAGUUCAACGGAAUCCGAACACGAGAAGGAGAGAUGUUCUGGUCGCGCCGUUCCUGGCCACCGGUGCGUGUUUCCUUCGAUCGACGGUGGCGAGGGCGGCUGAGAAGGCGGCGGAGACUGCGGAGGCUCCUGUGACGACGGCGGCAAAUUCGGAGGCGAAGGUGGAGGAGAAGCAGGAGGAUGUGAUAAGUUCGAGGAUUUAUGAUGCGACGGUGAUCGGAGAGCCGAUGGCGGUGGGGAAGGAUAAGAGGAAGGUUUGGGAGAAGUUGAUGAAUGGUCGGAUUGUGUAUCUUGGCGAAGCCGAACAAGUUCCAAUUCGCGACGACAAGGAAUUGGAGCUUGAGAUUGUGAGGCAUUUGAGAAGAAGGUGUGUUGAAGCGGAGCGUCCAAUUUCGUUGGCUUUGGAAGCUUUUCCUUGCAAUCUACAAGAGCAACUGGACCAAUUCAUGGAUAAAAGGAUUAAUGGAGAAACCUUAAAGUCUUUUGCAUCGCAUUGGCCUCCUCAGCGCUGGCAGGAAUACGAGCCUCUCUUGAGUUAUUGUCGUGAUAAUGGAGUUCGUUUAGUUGCUUGUGGUACUCCACUUGAGGUCCUAAGGACUGUUCAAGCCGAAGGUAUUCAUGGCCUUUCUAAAGCUGAUCGUAAGAUAUAUGCUCCUCCAGCUGGUUCAGGCUUCAUCUCAGGCUUUACUUCUAUCCCUCGUAGAUCAUCAAUGGAUAUGAAUUCUCCAAAUCAGAAUGCUUCCUUUGGGCCAAGCUCAUAUCUCUCUGCACAAGCAAGGGUGGUUGAGGACUAUACUAUGUCCCAGAUCAUCUUAAGAGCAAUGGUAGAUGGCGGUGCCUCUGGUAUGCUCAUAGUGGUGACAGGUGCAAGCCAUGUAACAUAUGGAUCAAAAGGGACUGGACUACCAGCAAGAAUUUCAAGGAAAAUACAGAAGAAAAAUCAAUUUGUUGUUUUACUCGACCCUGAAAGGCAAUACAUAAGACGGGAGGGAGAAGUUCCUAUGGCUGAUUUCUUGUGGUAUUCUGCAGCAAGACCCUGCAGUAGAAACUGCUUUGAUCGUGCUGAAAUUGCCCGAGUCAUGAAUGCAGCUGGUCGGAGGCGAGAUGCCCUACCCCAGGACCUUCAAAAAGGACUUGAUCUUGGCUUGGUAUCUCCUGAAGUGCUACAAAAUUUCUUUGAUCUGGAGCAAUAUCCUAUUAUUUCAGAACUCACACAUCGGUUCCAGGGUUUCAGGGAGAGAUUAUUGGCAGAUCCAAAGUUCUUACAUAGAUUAGCUAUAGAAGAAGCUAUAUCAAUUACAACUACUCUCCUAGCACAGUAUGAGAGGCGUAAAGAGAAUUUCUUUGAAGAACUUGACUAUGUUAUUACGGAUACUGUCAGGGGAUCAGUUGUCGACUUUUUCACCGUAUGGCUUCCAGCUCCAACUCUGUCUUUCUUUUCAUUUGCUGAUCAGAUGGAUACAACUGAUAGCAUGGAAGCAUUUAAGGGUCUUCUUGGGUCCAUUCCUGAUAAUGCAUUUCAAAAGACUCUGGCUGGAAAGGAUUGGAAUUUGAGUCAUAGAGUUGCAUCGGUGCUUUUUGGUGGUUUAAAACUUGCCAGCGUUGGUUUUAUUUCAAGUAUUGGGACUGUGGCUGCGUCAAAUAUUUUGUACGCAGUACGCAGAUUACUGAACCCAGCAGUUGCUACAAAUCUAAAGAAUAAAAGAUUACCAAUAUUUAAAACUGCAGUUGUAUAUGGAUUCUUUCUUGGAACAUCGGCAAAUCUUCGUUAUCAGGUUAUUGCUGGAAUAGUGGAGCAUAGAAUUUCUGACCAAUUUGCUUCUCAAACAGUUCUUGUAAAUAUGCUAUCUUUUUUUGUUCGGACAAUCAACUCCUAUUGGGGAACCCAGCAAUGGGUCAAUCUUGCACGGUUUACAGGAUUGCAGACUCGGAAGAGCAAAACACCCUCUUUCCAAACUCCAGAUUCUCCAAAUCAUGCUGCACUAGAAUGUAAAACUUCAGAAGAAGCCAGUGUUGAUGAAAUGAAGAAUCAAUGAGGUGAUAAUUUCACUUCAUAUAGUUUGUAAAGUUCUGGCAUAAUCUGUAAUACGUGAAUUCCAAUCUAUAUGCUGUAUGUGUUUUUUUGUAGUCCCAAAGUGUAAAUUCUUCAAAGUAGUUCUUUUAAGUUUUAGCCAGCACACAUGGCGAUACACUAGAUUAAGCUAACCAGGAUAUUCACUUGGAGCUUAGAUUGGGAAUACUUGAUUAACAUAUUUUUUUGAGUUUAA